CUGUUCUGUCAGAUCUGCCCCAGUUCUCACCUGACUUUCACUUUGAGCAGCACAGACAUCAGGCCAGACAGACAGACGAUGUCUCGAAUUUCAGUUGCCACGAUCAUCCUGCUGGUUCUGGCUCUCAAUGCAUUCUGUACAGAUGCCUCGGCUUUGUCGUGCUGCAGAAAGUACACCCAGACAAGAAUACAUAUGUCCCUUAUCAGAGGCUUUUCCAUUCAGUCGAACAAAGAACACUGCCACCUUGAUGCUGUGAUAUUUCAUGUAUAUGGUGGCAGGAAUAUUUGCACAGACCCAUCUAAGCCCUGGGUGAUGGACAACAUCCGUAAACUGAGGGAGAAAGUGGAAGCGAUUAAGAGAAAACGAAGAAAUUAAUUUGGAAAACAUCCAGACAGGACAAUGCUAUGCCAUGCAAAUCCCUUUGGAUUAACGUGCCAGCCAAAUGUGUAAUGUAAUUCUUUUUUUCAUGAAGGAGUUUUUUUCUUUAUGCAAUUUGCAUAAAAUCAAUUUUGCAUAUUUGUAUAUGCAUGUUCAUUUUGUAUGACUUGUUUGUUCGCUUUUUAAGCAAAUGCAUUAAAAUAUAUUUUUUACGUAAA
Messenger RNA from Triplophysa dalaica, 596 nucleotides. RefSeq names its product chemokine (C-C motif) ligand 20a, duplicate 3 (gene ccl20a.3). Gene Ontology annotation, molecular function: CCR chemokine receptor binding; chemokine activity. Gene Ontology annotation, biological process: cellular response to interleukin-1; monocyte chemotaxis; lymphocyte chemotaxis. The coding region runs from base 79 to 375 and encodes 98 amino acids. NCBI's taxonomy places the organism in Eukaryota, Metazoa, Chordata, Actinopteri, Cypriniformes, Nemacheilidae. The transcript is spliced from 4 exons. Gene Ontology annotation, cellular component: extracellular region. The record is from RefSeq and is a predicted model, not a curated record.